AUGGCUAGUGAACACAGAGCAAGGACAAGCAAGGACUCAGAAGCCAAUUUGGCUCAACCUGAGGAAAUACAGAUUCAGGUUGGUCUGGUAGGAGAUGCUCAAGUGGGCAAGACAUCGUUGAUGGUAAAAUAUGCACAAAAUGGGUUUGAUGAGGAAUACACACAAACGUUAGGAGUCAAUCUUUUGAAGAGAAAGGUCAGGAUAAAAUCUUCUAAUAUUGUGUUCUCGUUAAUGGAUCUGGGAGGCCAGAAGGAAUUCAUUAAUAUGUUACCCAUCGCCUCGGUGAACUCAUCGGUUAUCAUAUUCUUAUUUGAUCUAACAAGACCAGAAUCCUUGGAAUCCAUUAAAAAUUGGUAUAUGCAGGCGCAUGGCUUAAAUCAUGACGCCGUUUGUAUACUAGUAGGAACUAAAUAUGAUCUCUUUAUAGACCUACCCACUGAAUAUCAAGAACAAAUUUCCAGAACAAGUAUGAAGUAUGCACAGGCAAUGGAUAGCCCACUAAUAUUUUCAUCCUCCAUUGCAUCCAUUAACAUUCAAAAAAUCUUCAAAAUCGCAUUAGCUAAAGUCUUUGAUUUGACUUUGAUAAUACCUGAGAUUACACAAAUUGGUGAUCCGUUAUUGAUAUACAAACAUCUAGGGAGCUUUGCAGGCCGAAAAAGGAAUAAUAAAUAA
This is a messenger RNA of Naumovozyma castellii, 672 nucleotides long. RefSeq lists its product as uncharacterized. Bases 1 to 672 code for a protein of 223 amino acids. The transcript has a single exon. Lineage: Eukaryota; Fungi; Ascomycota; Saccharomycetes; Saccharomycetales; Saccharomycetaceae. The record is from RefSeq and is a predicted model, not a curated record.